GCCAUCCAAGAAUUUCCAGGCCUUGUUAAUUUUGAGAUAUGGCUACAAGAACUGUAGCCUACACUGCCCUUCUCCUGUCUCUCAACCUCCUCUUCUUCACAUUGGUGAGCUCUUCCUCUUGCCCACCACCAUCACCAAAACCAAAAGGCCCUUCACCUCAACCGAGUAACCCAUCGCCAAACCCUUCACCUAAACCAAGCAACCCAUCACCUAAACCAAGCAACCCAUCGCCUACACCAUCAAACGGUGCUUGCCCUAGGGACACAUUAAAGCUUGGUGUAUGUGUGGACCUGUUGAAGGGUUUGCUGGGCAUUACAAUUGGUAGCCCACCAACGACCCCUUGCUGCAGCCUUCUGACUGAUCUUGUUGAUUUGGAAGCCGCUGUUUGCCUUUGCACUACCAUCAAAGCUAGUGUCUUGGGCAUUAACAUAAAUCUUCCCAUUGACCUUAGCUUGUUGCUCAACUCCUGUGGGAGGAAGGUUCCUGAAGGAUUCAAGUGCGCAUAAAUUCAUUCCACUCGAUCAGUUCCAAAUUAAUUAUUUUCAAUAAUUUCCUAUAUAUGGUUGCGAUGCGCUUAUCGCAUUAAAUCAAUAAUUUCUCAUUAUGUUUUUAUUUUCUGGAUAAAAAGGCUUCUAGCCUUUUUGCAUUUGUAUCUUU
Messenger RNA from Hevea brasiliensis (rubber tree), 657 nucleotides. Its product is annotated as 14 kDa proline-rich protein DC2.15-like. NCBI's taxonomy places the organism in Eukaryota, Viridiplantae, Streptophyta, Magnoliopsida, Malpighiales, Euphorbiaceae. The transcript is spliced from 2 exons. The coding region runs from base 39 to 506 and encodes 155 amino acids. The record is from RefSeq and is a predicted model, not a curated record.